Messenger RNA from Xenia sp. Carnegie-2017, 1426 nucleotides. RefSeq names its product alpha-galactosidase-like. Gene Ontology annotation, biological process: carbohydrate metabolic process. The record is from RefSeq and is a predicted model, not a curated record. Gene Ontology annotation, molecular function: hydrolase activity, hydrolyzing O-glycosyl compounds. NCBI's taxonomy places the organism in Eukaryota, Metazoa, Cnidaria, Anthozoa, Malacalcyonacea, Xeniidae.
ACUCUCCCCGCCCUCUUGUCAGCAUUUAUUAUUGGAAAUAAUUUCCAUCUGAUUAGGGAUAAGGCGUACGCUCAAUCAAUGAGCGAUUUGCUUUUUCAUGUGACUCUCUCACCCAGAAUUGGUCAGAGGUUCGUACCAUUCAUGUGCACAAAUGCGUACACUUGAAACGUUAGACUUAAGAGCAGUAGAGCGCACUGCGCAAGUUAUGCAAAUAAUGGUAGUGAUGGGUAAGAUUUUGAUAUGUGGGCUGUAUUUCAUCAGUGUCGCUGCUUCAAUUAAUGCACUUGAUAAUGGUUUGGAUUUAACCCCACAAAUGGGAUGGAAUUCCUGGAAUCAUUUUCAUUGUAAAAUCGACGAAAAAAUAAUACGAGAGACAAUCGUCGCAUUGUCUAGCAUAGCUCCUUUGGUUGAUUUGGCUCAUUCAGUUGGACUAAAGUUGGGCAUUUAUAGCGACGCAGGGUUUAAAAUAUGCGCAAGACGGCCUGGAUCCUUGAAUUAUGUUAUUGAUGCUAAUACAUAUGCCAGUUGGAAAAUUGAUUAUUUGAAGUAUGAUAAUUGCCACAUGGAUGGAACAAAACCUGAGAUACGGUAUCCAAAGAUGCGCGAUGCUCUUAAUCAGACAGGUCGACCAAUAUUCUUUUCAAUGUGUGAGUGGGGCAUUGACGACCCUGCAACAUGGGGACAAAACGUAGGAAACAGCUGGAGAACCACAUAUGACAUAAAAGACAACUGGGGCAGCAUGAUUUCAAGAGCGGAUAAAAAUGGCAAGUGGUGGAAAUAUGCAAAACCUGGUGGCUGGAAUGAUCCAGACAUGUUAGAGGUUGGCAAUGGCAACAUGUCAAAUGUGGAAUACAUAACACACUUUAGUUUGUGGUGUUUGAUGAAAGCUCCACUUCUGAUUGGCUGUGAUAUUCGAAACAUAUCACCUGAAACAAUGAACAUACUCACAAAUACUGAUGCCAUAGCAAUCAAUCAAGAUCCACUUGGCAUCCAAGGUCAUAAGAUUCAUUCCAAUGGAAUUCUAGAAGUAUGGGCUGGACCAUUGAAAGAUCAUUCUAUGGCUGUCAUAUUGUUGAACAAAGGGACUAGCAUUGCUACAAUAUCUGUAUCAAGUGAUGAACUUGGCUUUGAAGAUGAUAAUUUAUACAGUGUUUAUGAUAUAUGGCAGCACAAAAAUUUGGGAAAUUUUGCUGGCAAAUUUUCAUCUGAAGUUGAAGCUCAUGGUGUAAUGUUCGGAAAGUUUACCAAGAUUGAUGAUUCAUUUGAGAAAACAUCAAGAUUGACUAGGCAUGUAGCCUUGUAACAUGCAGAGGCCUUAUCCCUUUAAGUGAUACUCUUAUAAUUUGUAAUGCAUGACAGACUGAUCAUUGAAGAAGAAUUGUGAAAUCAUGGUCUCUUCAUAAAUAUAAUAUUUUGUAUGUUUGGC